Messenger RNA from Ceutorhynchus assimilis (cabbage seed weevil), 5262 nucleotides. NCBI's taxonomy places the organism in Eukaryota, Metazoa, Arthropoda, Insecta, Coleoptera, Curculionidae. The record is from the annotation of a GenBank genome assembly.
AGUUCUAGAAUCCACAAAACUUGCUUCUAGAAGUUCUAGAAACAAGAAACUCUAGUAUCUUAAGAAUCGAUUAGUAAAGUAUAUCGUUGAACAACAUUUAAAUAACAUCACAAUAUAAAACAUCAACAAAACACUGAAAUCAUGUCGGAAGAAAAUUGCGAAAUAGAUCCUGAGGCGGAUCAGGCCCAAGCCGAACAAGAAAAAGUGAAAUCCACAGCUAUAGUUAAGUAUUCGGCCCCAAAACCGGCUACUUUUGCAAAACUCCAGUGCAAUACAGACCUUAAUUUGCCACCAUCCAAUUGGCUUAGCAGUUCUGCAGACUCAUAUGGGUUACAGAGGGUUAUCUACCAUCAGAAGGGAUUUUCUAGUUUCCGAAUGGCCCAUAUGUUUCCAGAUUGCGUGGGUGAAGUUGAUGUCGUCUCAGACGCAGAAAACAUCAAAAACCUUUUGAAAAUCCCUUACAGCAAAAGUCACGUGAGUAUGAUGGUCCACCGAGUUGAAAACACUCUUUUCCUAGACGAUUUCGACAUCUACAAACAUUUAUUGAAAACCUCAGAAACCGAAUGGGAAUGGCUCAAAAAAUUCUUUUGCGAAAACAUUAAUAGAGAAACUUGUGAAGAGGAUAGGCAUUUGUAUAUUAAAAAUAGGACACAAAAAGCCCUAAAACAAAAAAACCUUAUUUCCAAAUUCCUGUACCACAGUUUGGUUGAAGGAGAAGAUUGUGAUAAAAAUGACACUAGUAAUAGUCCCCGUCAUAAUAAUUAUCCGUUACAACCAUCAACUAGCUACACAUUACAAACACCCCCUCUACCAGAUCCGUCACCAACCACAGAAUGUCCUGGUGAUAAUCCAUUCGAGUUCAAUAGAAACGUAGUGUGGACUUUUGAGGAUAUUGAAAUGCUUCUUGGAACUGAUAUGCCUAUAUUUGGUGGUGGUACUCAUCCAUGUAUUUCUUUGAGACUGAGAGAUAUGAACAAGCCAAUUUCAGUUUUAACUGGAAUUGAUUAUUGGCUGGAUAAUUUAAUGUCCAAUGUGCCUGAAGUUGUUAUGUGCUAUCAUUUGAAUGGUAUAGUUCAGAAAUAUGAAUUGAUCAAGACAGAGGAUUUGCCCAGAUUGGGCAACUCAAAAUUUUCACCUAAAUUGAUAAGGGACGUUGCCCAAAGUAUUCUGUCAUUUUUAAAAUCUAAUGCAACAAAAGCUGGACAUACAUAUUGGUUAUUUAAGGGAAAAGAUGAGGAGGUUGUAAAACUUUAUGAUUUGACAUCUUUAUGUUCUGAAGAAGAUGUUCAAAAAGGUCAAAACCCGUUUACUAUACCUGUUGCUAUGCUGCUUUAUAGAGUAGCUAGGAAUAUGAAAAAUUCACUGGAUAGUAGGCCUCAACCAGGCACAAUUCGUAUGCUUCUCAAAAACACAGUAAAACUUUUGUCAGAAGAAAAAUAUCCUGAAAUAGUAACCUCAUCCCAUUACAUGCUGUCAGAUUUGUAUAUUCCGGCUGAACUUAAUCCGGAAAAUCCAAAUUUGGAACAAUUCCAAAAGGAUGAUGAUGAGGGUAGUGUUUAUGAUGAUGAUGACGAAGAUUUAGGAAACUCAAUUUCUGUGCUUGAUCUGGAAAAACCGAAUGGCACGGAGAAGUUUACAAACUUUUACAAACCUCCUGCGCCUAUUGUUGGAAGUCUAGAAGAGAGAUGCAUCCAAUCAAUAGGUCAUGUGGCGGCAGGUUUAAAUUGUUUGCAAUAUUUUAUUGAAAAGAAUGGCGAUGGAAAACCUGAAGUAAACAAAGAGGAGGUGCCAAUGGCUAAACCAUUUGAGCCUAUUCCAAUGCCUUACGGAAAACUGAAUGAAGAUGGAAAGUCUAAUAGUUUAACUGAAGCUGAAGCUUUGCAUCGCAAUAGUUCUAAGAGAUUAAAGAAAAAGGACAAAAAGAAGAAAGAUAAAGAAGGGAAAGUGCUGGAAGAUAAGAUGGCUCUAUUACCAAAAGACCCAAAUGAUGCUGCCUACCAUCCCAAGUGGCCUACAUUUGAUCCAAAUACCAUUUCAUGGAAAGGACAUUUGAAAACCUUACUUUUGGAAAAAGCUGUUUUGGUUUAUGCUACAUUGGCAGAACAUCAUAUUUCACAGGGUAGAUAUGGGGAAUGUCUCAGGGUCUUAGGCCUUCUGGCCAGAUGUCAAUUGGCAUUGGAUCGCACCCAACUAGAAGGUGCAGGAGGUGCGUUAAGACUGAGUUGCUUAUUGGGUAGAGCAGGAGAUGCUUGUUUCAUGAUAGUCCAACACUGGAAAGAUGUGGAAAACUAUAGGGAACAAUUGCAUUCUCAUCACGAUGAAGAUGUUCGAUUGUUGGAAAAAUUGGAGCAAGAUGAGAGAACAUAUAAAGUGAAUUUAGGGGACAGUGAAACUAAAGUGGUCUUCGUCCAUGACAUAAGAACCAUAGAACAGAUGUUGGUAAAAACUGUAGAAUGUUACGAUGGAGCUAGUAAAAUUUCGCCUUCAGAGAGCAUUUCGUUCAGGUUAGCCAACAGUCUAAAUGAAAUUUCAAGUUACUACUUGAAUGUGGCAAAAGCAGCCAAAACGCCAAAAGAUAUGAUUGAUGCUUGCAAUAAAAGCGAACCUUAUUUAUUCAGAGGCCUGCAAAUAUUUGAAAAAAUUAACAACAAUGCUAAUAUAGCUCUUUUGAAUUCAAAUAUGGGACAUUUGCAUCGGUUAUUGGCUCACGCUCAUACUCCAGAAGAAAGGGGGGAACUGACACCUCAAGAAAGAAAACACUACAAUAAAGCUUUUCAAAGCUACAAGAGAGCUUUACGUGUAAUUGGUGAAAGGGAACAGUGUCCUGGAAUAUGGGACGCAGUAACUUGGGAAUUAAGUACUGCCUUGUUUACAGUUAGUUGUAUUUUAUAUGAGAAUCCACCUUCAGAUGUGAGUAAAGCUGAAGCUGAAAAGCAAGUGCUAGAAGCUUUACAAAUGGCCUUAGAGCACUGCGACUUGGAUGAAUCCAACACAAAAUAUCCUUUGUAUCAGUACAGGGCUGGCAUUUUACAUUUAAAAAUGGGAUCUCUUUUGCAUAGUCAUGUUUGGGAUGGCCUGAUGGAUCCAAAAAGAGUCGCAGGUCCCCUAGCACAAAGACACUAUGAAAAAGCUGUAAAACUUUUUUUGCAAGCUGGUGAUGCUUUUAAUUAUCUUACAUGUCAAAUGAAGAGAAUAGCAUUGGCGGAAUUCUCAGCUGAAGCGAGUACAUCUCCAAGUUCUAAACUCAAACACCUCCAAACUUGUCUCUGCUACUUCUUAGAACUCGAUGAGAUGCUCCAACUGCUCCUUGACAAAAAAGUCGAAAUACCAGAGGAUCAAAAAACCUCUCACACCAAAGAGGACGAGCCCUUCAAUGCGCAUCAUUCCUUACUAAAAUUAGUAAAGAGUCAGCUCCAAAAUGUUUUAAAAUUAUUAGUGAAACUUUGCCUUGCCAAACCUGCCCCAACUAAAGAUUGUCCAAAGUUAGCAGAGUUUUACAAGGCUUGUUACAAAGCUACAUUUGGGUUAACUGACGAGUUGGCUUGUGAUGAACUUCUAAAAAGUUUGCAUACAGCUUUGCUGAAAAUAAAAAAUUUGAAAAAUGAGGUUGAGAAGUUAUAAACUUCCAAUUUAUAUUAUUAUGGUUAUUAGAGAAAUGUUUGUUUUAAUUAGGUUUAUAUCUGAAGCCAGUAUUUAGCUAGUUUAUUUUAGAUAAUGAUGCCUUUAAGAUGAGAAUCUACUCAACUUAUGUAAGUAUAAUGUUACACAAAAUUUGUAUUUUUUUUGUGCUUUUUUUUUAUUUUCACAUUUUCAAGAAGUUAUUAUUCCAGUUUACUUUUGUUUGUUUAAGUCACUUGAAUUCUGUGAUAUUUGAAUGAGAAUGUGUUAAGCCUUAUUUAAAGUUUGAUAAAUAAACAACAAAAAAUCAAAAAUGAACAAUUUUAUUUAUUUGUAUACAUAAUAAAAGCUCCCUCUUUCUACAAAAAAAAAAAACUAAACUUAUUUCAAUACAAAGUCAAUUUGACAUCACAAAAACGAAAAUCAAAAAAAAAUAGUUUCUAAUGAGAAUUAUUGCUACAAAAAUCAACCUCCAUUAACAAAAAUAAAUAUGUGAUUCUUCUCACAAAAUCCAAAAAUAAACAAAAAACCUAACUAUAAACAAUCAAGAAUAGCCAUUUUAUUAAAUUUGAAAUUCAGCCAACUGGUAGGUGCAGGAAAAUCUUCUAUUGUAGUUGCAGGCAAAUCUUGUACAAUAGGGCAACUUGCAUUAUUAUCAGUUGUUUCAUUGAACACCAAUUGCCUCUUACUAUGUUUCCUUUCACGUUUUUUAGCCGAUUGCCUCAAUGUUUCAUCAUUCUCAACUUUAGGAGUACUUCUACUCUUGUGCUUACUAGCAUUCAAUUCAGUUUCACUUAAACUUGAAGACUUUUGCCUGUAUCUCCUUGGAAAGUAAGCCCCAUUACAUAUCAACUUGAGACGUUUAGUAAAUGGAAGAACCAUAAAAAACGCACUUGCGUUUACUCCAAUUUUCACUCUCGGAGUAGAAUCUUUUUUAUUAUUAGGAAGAUCAGUAACAGCAAACCAAUUACAGGCUUUAAUCUCGCAACGGGUACGAGGUUUGAAUUCAGUAGAACGUGGGAUAUUUUUGAUCAAGUAAAGCCUCACUAAUUGGUCAUUAACAACAGACUCCAAAUAUUCGUCAGGAUUUAAAUAUGGGCUAAUGUCAAAGCCAGUUUCUUCUAAAACUUCACGAAUUGCACAAUGUGCUGGAUCUUCAUCUUCGUUUACUUUGCCCUUAGGAAAACCCCAGGAAGCUUUAGCCCAGUAGCUCUGGACUAAUAGUACAUGAGUCAAAUCUUCAGACAAAAUUAUUGCUCCGUACGUUGGUACGCUUUGUUUAUACUCUUUCCACUCUUGAAGUAUGUCGUGCAGACGUGGUAUUUCGGAUUUCAGUGACGGUAUAUGCUGGAAAACGUGCGCUGAAAAUUCGUACAUGCUGCAAGGUCUGCAACGUUCGUCGUUGGCAACAUAAAAAUCCAAAUAAAACCAAUGGGCCAGUUCGAUUUGGAAGCAAAUACGAAUUAGGUUUUGCUUUGCGGCUUCAGGAACUAGGAUUAUGAAUCGGGUUAGAACGUCGUUGAGGAUGUCGUAUGGGAUGGUGUGCUUGAUUACUUGGACUGGCCUGUCUUCUUCCAUUUUGGAUCGACGAUGGUUUUGAUAAUAGGCUCCUAUUUCUUUUUGGAAGAGUCAAUCAAUAUUUUC